This is a messenger RNA of Vavraia culicis subsp. floridensis, 2292 nucleotides long. RefSeq lists its product as uncharacterized. Lineage: Eukaryota; Fungi; Microsporidia; Pleistophoridae. The transcript has a single exon. Gene Ontology annotation, cellular component: nucleus; centrosome; cytoplasm. Bases 30 to 1895 code for a protein of 621 amino acids. Gene Ontology annotation, biological process: meiotic chromosome separation; proteolysis. Gene Ontology annotation, molecular function: cysteine-type endopeptidase activity. The record is from RefSeq and is a predicted model, not a curated record.
GUUUGUAGCAAAGUUUGUGUGGUACCCCCAUGUCAUUUCUGCGGUACAAAAAUGAAGUUUUGGACAAAAUUACAGAUUUGAAUGGCAUCGAUGAGGGGGCUGCACGAGAGAUCAUAAACGGCAUCUUGAAAAUGGACAAAAAUGCAGAAGACUACCAUUUUCAUGUUCAGUUAGGGUUUGAAAUUGCGCAGAAGAUGAAGAAAAGAACGAAAGUGCUUAUAGCACUGUGGGAAAGAGGCAACUUUCAGAUACGCAAAGCCAUAUUUGAGAUCCUAAAAGAUGAAAACUACAAUAAUAAGGAGCUAAUGGCCUCUUUUGAGGUUAUAAAGUUCAGGAUGGGGCACUAUGUGAAUAAAGAGCGACUCCAGAUGUUAUUGGCGGUGAUCAACGCUAAGUUGAGAGGCAAAAUAGCCAAAAUAUUGGAGUUUUACGGUUUUUAUACGAAGGGUUUCGUGUAUAAGCCGAUGAAAGAGUGGAUAUGGAACUAUUGGGAUCUUUGUUGCGAAGAUGUGUACGAGAUUGACGAUGUGUUUAUCAAGGAAAUAGGAUCAUCGGGUAGGGCCAAAAAGCUGAAGAUCGCACAAAAUACGGGUCAAAUAAUUAUUAAAGUAUGUGAUGGGGGCAUAAAUACGAAAGAGGUGGUGUACCGCCAUACCUUAGAGGAACUUGAUGACAUCAAAAUGAUAAAGCAAGGAAGGUAUUCUGAGCUGGUAUCAAUGAAAAGAGGCCGGCACAGCAUAGAUGGUUUUGCCUAUUUUUGUCUAGGAGACUACCACAAUGCACGAAAAGCAUUACUCACUGGGCAGAAACAUGCUAGAUAUGAUGAAGAAUAUUCCGAUUAUACGAAUAAGCUGUUAUUAUUGGAUAGGAUUGCUCAUAUUAGCGGAGUGUAUCCCAACAUCUCUGUGAAGUUCAAUAACGAUUGGCAGCGGAACAGAAUCGAGCGGCAAAUCCGAUUCAGAAACUGCUGUGACAGAUACAGGGAUUUCAAAAAUUUUGUAUCGAUGAGUUUUAGCGAUUUUCGGACACGUAUGAUUGACCUCAGUCAGCACAUUUAUCUCUUCUAUUGUAGGGACGGCAAGCUGGUAAUUUAUGAUUGCAAGAACAAUUUUAAGGUCAAGGCGGACAUCGAAAUUAAUGAAAAGAUCGUGGCAUUGCGCAUGCUUUUGAACAGGUCGAAAGAAACCAUCAAGAGGAAGGUAGCAAAUCCAGAAGAUGUAAAGAGAUGGUGGAUCGAUAGGUAUAGCAUUGACAGCGACCUUGGAAAGCUGAUAUCAUUCAAGUUGAACUACAGAUUCGAAAAGAAUAUCACCAUAUGUCUGGAUGAGAAUUUGACAGAGUUUCCUUUCGAACGGACAUAUGAGCUAAGCAAGUGCAACGUAUCCCGGCUUUCAUGCUCAGAAUAUGCCUUUAGGAACCAAAAACAUCUGGCAUUACGGAAUCUGAAGAUUAGUUGCAUCGCAGGUGGUGUGAAUCUAGGGAAGACAGAACAACGAAUAUCUGUGUUUACAGAGAAGCAUGGCAUGGAUACAGCUGUAUCAGAAAAGACAGACAUUUUUGCUUAUUUUGGACAUGGUAGCGGUGUAAAGCAUAUCCAGAUGCACACUCCAUCGGUGUUGUUGCUCUUUGGAUGCUCGAGCGUGAAAUUGAUAGAAAGGCAAAAUUUCCAAAAAGUAGGCGUUCCCGUCAAAUAUUUGAGCACUGCUCAGGUGAUUCUAGGAUGUCUGUGGGAUGUUACUGAUUAUGAUAUAGAUAUGUUUGGAAUGAACCUAAUUGAGCUUAUAAGCAACGGCGAGACGAUCCAUCAGGCGGUAAGCAAAGCAAUAUGUAAGAUGAGGCUUAUAUGGCUUAACGGGGCUUCUAUUGUCGUUUAUGGUGCUAUGAACACCAGCUAAGCUGUUUACAUAUAAUUACGCCGUGAAUUGCUGCUCAAGUAGAAAUUCAGCGGUUGCUUUUGCAGUAGUGAACAGAAUUUGGCUAUUUACACAGUUUUUCGUAGUUUUGCUCCUUAGUUUCCUCACAUAAUUACUAGUGCCUGCUUGUGUGGUAAGUAUUUAUAAAAUUGAGGCCACCAUGUACUCAUCCUUAGCCCAGCAAGCUGUAGAUAGACUGAUGUUGGAAGGAAGGGCAAUACUCCUAAAGGAAGCAAAAUCUUUUUCUCAUUGCCCUUGAUUAGUUCUGAAUUAAGCUCUCGUCCCCUCACAAUAUAAUAAACCUACUCGGUACCAUUACACCCAUUUAAAGAGCACCUGCAAUAAAAUUUUAAUUACAUUUUAUUUUAUUAGAGCAAAA